AUGCAAAGCCAUACUUUAAGACCAGUGAUCAACGUAAAAAUGUUAAAAAGUGGUAUAAUUGUUCCGUCACAUUCUCCGUGGUCAUCACCGGUGGUGUUACUGCGAAAGCCAAAUAGAGAAUUUCGAUUUAUUAUUGAUUACAGACGGCUCAAUUCGAUUACCAAAAAGGAUUCUUAUCCACAACCUACGGUUGAGGAACUGUUACAACGCUUAGGUGGUCAUUCUUGGUUUACCAAAUUAGAUUUGAACACCAUACUUGAUAUUCCUCAAUCCACAACACUGGCUCAAGCAAAUAAAUUUAUUGGAAAAAUUGGAUGGUAUAGGAAAUUUAUUCUAAAGUUUGCUGAAUUAGCUGCUCCUAUCCAUAAAGUCACCAACAAGACAAAGAAGAAAAACCAAGAAUUUUAUCGGCAUGAGGAUCAGGUUCAAGCAGCAAAUAAGUUAAAACAAGUAUUAACAGAAGAACCACUAGUAUUGAAGUAUCCUCAUCCAACUGCACCGUUUAUUUUGGCUACUGAUGCAUCGGAGUAUGCGAUUGGCGGCACAUUAAAACAAAUUACAGACGGUCAAACUCAUUAUAAUUACUUUCUAUCUAAAUUGUUAACACCAACCGAGAAGAAUUAUUCAACAAUAGACCGAGAGGCAUUGGCCAUCUUUUGGUGCAUCGAAAAAUUGCAGCAGUACUUAGGUGGAAGGGAUGUCAUCAUUCAUUCGGAUCGCAAACCAUUGGAACAAUUUCACAAAAAGCGGAAAUUCAAUAGCAAACGAAUUGCGGAAUGGUUAAUUAAACACCAAGAUAUACUUCCACAAAUAAUAGAAGUCAAAUACAGAAAAGGUCGAAAUCAUGGUGAUGCAGAUGGCAUGUCACGACCAGAAGUCAAUGAUCAACAGCCAUCAUUAAAUAUUAUGACGAGAUCAAUGACGAAAACUGUUGUUCGUCGCACAUCAAAUAGUAACGCCAACGAAUCAAUUUCAAUAACUAAUGAUGAUACUCCGGUAUCGACCGUAAUGACAUUCGAUUUCAGUUUCGAACGCAUUAGUGAGGAACAGAAGCGUGAUCCUCAAAUAGCUCACAUCAGGAAACAAUUAUCCAGACGAAACACCAGUGAUCCAACUUAUAUAAUAGAAAAUGAUGUUUUAUACAAAACGAUACGACUACCAUCUGCAUUUACUAAAACUAAACUAAUAUAUAUUCCAUUAUCAAUGCACGAGGAAGUGAUUCGAUGUUAUCACGAUCAUCCAACUGGUGCUCAUUUUGGACUCAAUCGAACCUGA
Molecule: messenger RNA, 1275 nt
Organism: Didymodactylos carnosus
Lineage: Eukaryota; Metazoa; Rotifera; Eurotatoria; Philodinida; Philodinidae
Source: the annotation of a GenBank genome assembly